Molecule: messenger RNA, 1189 nt
Organism: Rhipicephalus microplus (southern cattle tick)
Lineage: Eukaryota; Metazoa; Arthropoda; Arachnida; Ixodida; Ixodidae
Biological process (GO): response to heat; protein refolding
Cellular component (GO): nucleus; cytoplasm
Source: RefSeq, a predicted model, not a curated record
AGAUGGCGACCGCCUGGCGAAAGGGCAACUCCGGUGGCUCGCGGCAAGACGGUGCCCCGGCGCAGCUCAGCCGUCACUCGUCGCAGCGUUACCGGUGCCGGUGCGGCCAGUGCUGUCGCGAUGGCUCGCGGGAUAACCUCAAGCGGCCGACCGGCAUGGCGCGCAGCUUUGACGACCUCGAGCCGCACCAUCAGUACCCGCGCUGUCGCAAUGCCAGUCGACACCGGAACAAGAGCGCCACACGGGGACGCUACGGCAGCAACCACAGGUUCGGUUUGGACGACUACCACUGCGUCUCGGCCUCGCCGCCGACUUCGCCAGCGGGAGACAAGCUAUGCCAGUCUCACCCGUCUUCCACACAGUUCAAGGUGGUGCUUGACGUGCGGCAGUUCAACCCCGAAGACCUGACCGUGAAGACGUGCGGCAAGCACGCCGUCAUUCAGGCGGUGCGCACCGAGGACCGCGGCCGCAAGGGCAUCAUCGUCAAGGAGUUCACGCGCCGCUACUUGCUGCCGGAUGGCGCCGACGCGGACCGCGUCUCGUGCUCGCUCACCGAGGACGGCUUCCUGACGGUCGACGUGCCCAUGAAGGACCCGCCGCUCAUUGAGAACGAGAGGAUCGUGCCCAUCACGGUCAUACACGGCAGUGGUGGUGGCGGCAGCACCGGCCAACAGGGCGCCCAGUCGCUUAGCCCUGGACAGCAGCCGUGCCAGGAGUACAAGAAGAACCAGACCUGCCGGAGACCGUCCAGACUCAGUCUGCACUCGGACGACAUUGGCUAAACGAGUGCGCAGAAAUAAGCGCACUGCACGUGCUGAUCUCGGUUGCCGAAAUAUAAGCCUUGUCCGCAAGCAGGGUGUCUUUCACACGACAGACCGCCGCACCUCGUCAGCUUCGACUCGCUCAUUGUCUACCUUCUGCUUUGACCCACGGCAGUUGCUUCGCUAAGAUACCGAGGGAAGAUGACAUUACUCCCGUUUGCACCUACUUGCACAUGCGCAAAGCCACGCUCAUUAGCACUAUACGGCACCGGAAGUCCCGAUGUGGUGGGCAGGUGCGGAGUACCGUUGCCCGGUCAACUAAAGCGUCGGCUUGCUCUUCCAGUAGCCUUGGCUGGAACGGAGUAAUGGCUUUUUAAACACAUGGACCAAUAAAAUGCAAUGAACAGAAAACUACUACAUACUUUCAU